Fragaria vesca subsp. vesca is the source of this 2606-nucleotide messenger RNA. Its product is annotated as zinc finger CCCH domain-containing protein 17-like. Gene Ontology annotation, molecular function: metal ion binding. NCBI's taxonomy places the organism in Eukaryota, Viridiplantae, Streptophyta, Magnoliopsida, Rosales, Rosaceae. The record is from RefSeq and is a predicted model, not a curated record. The transcript is spliced from 3 exons. Bases 106 to 2292 code for a protein of 728 amino acids.
UCUUUUCUCUCUGACUUACCAAUCUCUGUGGCGGCUCUUGUUCAAGAUUGGAUCGGCUUCUCCUCUCUCUCGCUUUCCCAAUUCGAUCCCUCAACCUCUUUCGCCAUGGUAGUCGGCGCACAACCAAAGCCGCAGCCACAAUCCCAACCCCAACCCCAGCAGCCGCAGCAACCGGAGCCUUCGCCUGAAGAGGAGGCCCUCAAGAGGAACACCGACUGCGUCUACUUCCUCGCCUCCCCCGUCUCCUGCAAAAAGGGGAGUGAAUGUGAAUAUCGCCACAGUGAACAUGCUCUGUACAAUCCUAGGGAUUGCUGGUUCUGGUUGAAUGGGAAUUGCUUAAAUUUGAAAUGCUCGUUUCGGCAUCCACCUCUUGAUGGCUUGCUUGAAAGCCCAGCAGCAAGUUCAGCUGGACCUUCGUUGCCGAUACCACAUACUGCAACGAUGCCUGCAACCAAUGCUACUUUUAACUCGAGUAAACAAGCAGUUCCCUGCAUCUUCUUUCAAAGGGGGUUUUGUUCAAAAGCUGAUAAAUGCCCUUUCUCGCAUGGACCAAAUUCUUUUACUACUAGUAAAGUUCCACAGGCCCCAGCAGCUACCCAUGGUACAGAACCUUCAAGUCAUAAGAAGGUUUUUGGUGGCAUUCAAAAGUGCAAUCAAGAGAUGAAGAUUCCUCAGGUAAGUGCCUCAAAGAUUGUCGGAGUGCCUCCUCAGUCCAAACCUGCUCCUAAGGUUGUGACUGCUCCACCAAGAAAUGGAGUUGGCAUUGAGAGGAAUGUGAUACCAACUAGAGACUUUGAUGAUGAGGCUCUUAGAUACAAGGCAAGAAGUGGUUUCCCUGCAAUGAAUGGAGACUCUACAGGUCAGGCCAAUCAUUAUCUUCAGGCUCAUGUAUCAGAAAACCAUGGUUUCCAAAUUGGGAAGGAUGUUGAUGAGCAUUUGAGGGAGUCCUCUCCUGGAUUUGAUGUUCUUGUAGAUGAUGAGCUUGGAGAUUCUGACUACUACCAUGGUGAGGAACAGUUCGGAAGAACAAGAGUUCAUGAUGGAAGGAACUUGAAUUCUAUGAAUGAGUAUGAUUUGGACCGUCCUGCGGAUUACAAUCCAAUAGCUGAUGGUGAUCGAGAAAGGUUUCAUGACCCACGAGGCUAUGACCCUUAUGAUCAGAUGCAAGGGAGAUAUGCUUGGGACCAGCACAGGGCUUCAUCUGAGAGACUGCUAGUUGGCCCUGCUCAUUCAGAGAGGAGGGGUUAUCGUAAAUCUGAUAGCCCAGAUCACAUUGAUGGGUCAGACCUGCGACAUCGUUUGUCCAAACAUAGGAGGGGAAAUGGUCUGAGAUCAGUUGUCAGCAAUGAGUACGAUGGCCAUGUUGAGGAGCGAAAAAGCCGUCCUCGUAGGGAUCCACAGCAAUUGCCCUCACAUGAGGGCUCCCUCAGCAGUCGUCUUCGUGGCAGAAUAAAGCUUCCAGGUGGAUCUUCUCCGGUCAAUGGUAGUGACUUGCGCCAAGAGAGGGAAGGCAGAGGAAGACAUCGUGACAGAAGUCGUGAUAGAAGUCGCGAUAGGUUGUCACCCAGAAGGCCUCAAAGUAUGUCCCACCAAGGAAGGCUUCGAGACAGAAUACAAGGAAGGGUGCAAGAAGACUCUAAUAAUAAUGAGCCGAGAAACAUUGGGGCUCCUCGUAUGAGGAGAGAGGUACUGGAUGAAAGAAGCUCCGAGUUUUCUCGUCCAAAACGUCUUUCAGAGCCAAAGCCAAAUAAUGUAAACAUGGAGAAUAAUCAGCAAUCUGAAGGUGAUCUCUCAUUUGAAGGGCCAAAGCCUCUUAGCGAGAUUCUGAAGAGGAAGAGAGAAGCUGAAGCAGCUGCAGCUUCUGGGAGCAGGAAAAGAUCUUCUAUUAAUAAACAAGGCAACAGUGAGAGAGAAGGCGCAGCGAGCAAUCCAGGUGGCUCUGGGACAGGAGAUGUUACAACGACACUUAACAGUCAGUCCCCUGUGGCCAAAGAAGAGAGCAAGUCUGCAACCACUGAUACAGUUGGAACUGAAAAUGAAAAGAACGAUUUGGCUCCUGGCCAGUCUUCCCAAGGGCAGCAAGAGACUGAAGAAGGUGCGAUAUAUGAUGAAACAGCUGAGUAUCACGAGCUUGAGGGCGAAGAUCAGAGGGAAGGAGAAUAUGAUUACGAGCAAGGAGAGGAUGGCGAAUACACUUAUGAAGAAGGUGAAAACGCAGAUGGUGAAGAGGAAUACCUGGAGGAGGAAGACGGGGAUGACUUUGCUAAGAAGAUUGGCGUCAUGUUCUCUUAAUCUCAGUUAAUGUUCUCUUAAUCUCAGUUAAUGGGAAAUAGGCGGGAGAGCAGCAACAAAGAGAGGAACUGACUGCUCUUUUUCCAGGACCUCUCAAAACUGGUUUGGUUCUGAUCAACUAACGUGGCUGCUCUGGUUUCUUUACAGAAUUAGGGAUAGCAGGUUUUGUUAAUUGAAGCCUUUUCAUUGUAUUACUCUGAUUUAAUGGGGAAUUUUUCCUUGUGCUCGAGGCAUAUUUUGCUGUGCUUGUUUGUGUGCAUGGCUGCUGGCUGUAACAAUAGAUAUCAAUAAGAUCUCUAUUACUAGUACUACUU